UGGCACCUCACAUUUCCUCUUAAAUUCAAUGGAGCCCCUCUAGCUCCAACCCCAAAUUCCAUAACUUCAAUUCUCCUGCAUUUUCUUACAUUCCUUGCUAGCCCCGACCUUGUCAGCCUCAAAAAUCAUGGCUUCUGACGGAAACAAGAACAAACCUCUCGAUCGUGAAGUUAGAGACAUGGUGAAUACCAUGACACACCGCAUUGUUGGUCAAUUUCACAAGCCAAGUGCAAGUCUCCACGACCAGGAAAGCGUGGCUGAUGAGGAUGGUCAUGGCAUUAGAAUCGUUACUCUUGCUGGAACCAACACAGGAGCUACAAUGCGAAGCGAGUUGGAUGAUCAGAAAUCCAACAAGUUGCCUGAUGGGGUGUCAUUUGGCGAUCCUGAUGCAUCAGGGACUUACGUUAAUAGCAAUUUCCAAGCUGUUAACAAUUCUAUCAUGUUUGGUAGCAACUACAGCACUAAUGAUCCUGGUGUUCAUAUGGACAUUUCGGAUACUUAUGAACACCGUGGACUUCGGCCUGAUAAGCAUGGAAAGAAGAAAGACGAGGAAGCUUUCGAAAGUGACCAACAUUCUGAACAUUCAGAUUGAGGUCACUGAAGAAGAAAAUUGAAGCAGGAGGUUCAAAAGGAAUGAAGCUGUGCUUUAGUAAUGCUCUAUAUACAACAGGGGUUUAAGUUUGCUUGUUAAAGAUUACUACAGGUUUGGUUUUCAGAAUUUAUAAUGAUCAGACAAUAAAGUUCCAAAAAUCAUAUAUGGUGUGAUUUACAUAUUGAUUGAUGGUGUGUCUGUAUUGUCUUAGCUAUUAUAUGUUGAGCAUAAUAUGAACAAAUAUUUCUUUUA
Populus nigra (black poplar) is the source of this 844-nucleotide messenger RNA. RefSeq lists its product as uncharacterized. NCBI's taxonomy places the organism in Eukaryota, Viridiplantae, Streptophyta, Magnoliopsida, Malpighiales, Salicaceae. The record is from RefSeq and is a predicted model, not a curated record. The coding region runs from base 128 to 592 and encodes 154 amino acids. The transcript has a single exon.